Molecule: messenger RNA, 2327 nt
Organism: Drosophila serrata
Lineage: Eukaryota; Metazoa; Arthropoda; Insecta; Diptera; Drosophilidae
Gene: Gga
Product: ADP-ribosylation factor-binding protein Gga
Biological process (GO): Golgi to plasma membrane transport; intracellular protein transport; protein localization to cell surface
Cellular component (GO): trans-Golgi network
Molecular function (GO): ubiquitin binding; phosphatidylinositol binding; small GTPase binding
Source: RefSeq, a predicted model, not a curated record
GUUGCCCAUCCCCAGCAGCUGUCAAAGGCAACAACAACAUGACUGUUGUUCAAAAUCACCGCAAAUAUUGUAUUUCCCCCAGUUAGUAAUUCAGCCGCACAUAAAAACAUGACCACAGACGAGAGCAUAAUGGAGGAGAUGCUGGAUAGAGCAACGAAUCCGGCAAAGGAAAGAGUUGACGAAUUGGGCGUGCAAAUGUUCUGCAUUGUGGUACGCAGCAAUGGCCAGCUGGUGCACAAGGCCCAGGAGAUGAUAGUGGCCAAGGUGCGAUCGGUCAACAUAACCGAAGCCACCCGGGCCAUUUCGCUCCUGGAGGAAUGCAUGACGCAGUGCGGCGACGAGUUUCAGGACGAGGCCUCCAAGUUUCGCUUCCUCAACGAACUGAUCCGCCUGGUGUCGAAGAAGUACAAGGGCGCCGAGACACCGCACGAGGUUAAGCAACGUAUCAUGGAAUGCCUGCUGCUCUGGACCACCGAGUUUCCGCAGCGACAGAAGAUCCGUGAUGCCUACGAUAUGCUGCGCAAAGAGGGCGACAUUGAACACGGCACCACAGAGGCGGCGGUGGCCAAACGCGAGAGUGUAUUGGGCACCAUUGACGAGGCCAUGUUCGCCAAGCUGAUUAAAAGCAAUAAUCCGGAGAACUUCAAGCGGGCCAAUCUGUUGCUACAGUACCGCAUGGCGCAGGAGGCGCGCCGCAAUGAUCUGCUUGCCCAGCAUCGCCUGGUGCUUUGCGAGGUCCAGGAGACAAUUCAGCUGCUCAACCAAAUGCUGGACACCUACGAUCCAUCCAAUCAGGAUGUCAGCGAGACACUGCACGAGCUGUACAAGAGCUGCAAGAAGCAUAAACCCAUCUUUCAGCAUCUGCCGCAGCUGUUGGACAAUUCCGAUGCCCAGCUAGUAGCCGACACCCUGGACGCCAACGAAGCCCUACUGUCCACCAUGCAACGCUACAAGCAACUGGUGCCCUCGCCCACGAAGAGCUUAGCUCCCAGUUUACCUAUAACCAAAUCUACUGGCACUGCUACAUCGACGGCAGCCUCAGGCUCCAGCAAUGCCCUCCUCCUAAACGAACUCCUUGGCGAUUUGCUAAUCAAUAGUGAAAGUAACAGCGGGGGAGGAUCUGCCUUAGCCUCUGCUCCCAAGGAGUCGACUUCAAUUACAUCCCAUGUGGGUGCCAGCAAUAAUUCAACAUCCACCACAGUGGGAAACCCACUGGCCGACCUCAACGACAUCUUCAGCAGCGCCUUGGCCGAAAGUGAGGCCAAGCUGAAUCAGAAUCAGACUCAGAAUCAAUUGCCGUUUCAGAAUGCUAGCACAUUGCUGGAGCCUCAGGUCCUCAGUCCCAGCUCUACCGUCGAGGGUCUGGCCAAUGGCAGUGCCAGCGAGUUGGGUCAAAAGUCAGGAACUACUGCCAGAAAGAUGCCCCAGAUUGAUAUGCUCAGCGAGGAGCUCUUCCAGCAGAUAUUGCCCACUCAGGAGCGGAUGACUAGCUUCAAGCGUGAUCCCGAAAAGAUUACCCUCAAUGAUAUGGCUCGGGACAAGAUGCAUGUGAAGGUGCAGCCAUCAGAGUUGGAAGAAAAGAAUGCGAAGGAGCCUGCUUCCUUAGUCUUGGCUACGACUAGCGACUGCUCGGUUGAUGAUGUUCCAUUACUUGAAAGCGAGACUGUAAGCAAAGUGGAGGAAAAACCAGCCAAAAGUGAGGAUCUGGUGACCGCCAAGCCGCUAAGCGAGAUUCAUGUGGAACUGGAUAAUAUCCAGGCCACCGGUGAGCAACGUAUCGUGCUGGAUGAUGAUGACAUGCAGCUCAGUUUGAACUUCACCAGCGAUCGGCCCGGCCAUCGUGUUUCGGUGAUUGUGAUAUCGGCCCAGAACAAGAGCGGCCAGCCUGUGCGUGAUUUUCAGUUUGAGGCAAGCGUGAAAAAGCCCUGCAAGGUGCGCCUGUUGCCGCCAUCCAGCAGCGAAAUGCCUCCCCACAAACCAUUCCGACCGGCCACACCCAUCAAUCAAGUGAUGCUGCUACUAAAUCCCACUGGCAAGGCCGUCGACGUUACCUGCAUCGUGGGCUACAAGCUGGGAGAUGAUCCGGAUCCCAUCAAGGAGUCUGUGGUGGCCCUGGGCAUUGCUUACGUCGAUUAAAUCCCGUCCGCAAUAACCACAACACGAAGAACAAGUCAAUUGCGUUCCAUCCCAUCCUUUUUAAUUAUUUUAACGGCGAUCUUAAAGAUUCCUUGGUUUUAUUUUCGUUUGAAUGCCGGUGUAUUAUUCAAACUGUAAACUUUUGCACACAUGAUUUAGUCUUAAUAUAUAAUAAAAUAAUGUAAUAAUUA